GCCACGAAGGAGGAGGUGGGUGCCAGCACCCUCUACAAGUGGGUUCUCCUGGCGAAGCCAAAGCUGGUCGGUGUAAAUCCUGCCUGCUCGGCCGCUUGCGGGACGCUGUGUGAACUGGAAAAGGUGGUGAUUGGUUGGCACAACUCUCCAUCUCCGGGAGCCGCUGCUGCAAAAAAUGACACCUUAGAGGAUGGAUCUGCUAUGCUCAUGUGA
This is a messenger RNA of Dibothriocephalus latus, 213 nucleotides long. The record is from the annotation of a GenBank genome assembly. Lineage: Eukaryota; Metazoa; Platyhelminthes; Cestoda; Diphyllobothriidea; Diphyllobothriidae.